GGAGACUCAGAGGGAGGAGAGGGUAGAGAGAGAGAGAGAGAGAGAGAGGAGAGGUCCGCUAGCGCUCCUAACCCGUCUCGGUCGCCGUAGAACGAGCGGCAGCCCCAGUCGAUGGAUUCGCCGGAUCCCGGCCGCACACCGGCACAAGGCGACGAAGUCGCCUCCACAUCCCCGUGGCCUCUCCGCAAGCUCCAGAGUUUUGCACCAGGGCUGUGGUCACAAUACAAAGUUUAUGAGGAUGCGGUCGUGGAGAGCACUAAAGAAACUAUCGCGGAUGCUCUGGUCCUUGUGAAAGAGCAUCAGGUGGAGGCUAUUGGAUGUGCCACUGUUGCAGGAUUCAUUCUGUUCAGAGAUGAGGGAUUUUUUUGUGCAAAACGGGAGUCGAACUCCCGACUUGGAGGAUCCCAUCCGGACGUGCUACCAGGUCCUCGGAGAUUUUUAUACCGCAAUACCUUUGGCCGUUUCAAGACUGAGAAGGAUUUACUGAAUGAUGCUGAGGAAAGUAUGAUGGAGUACAAAAAAUCUAUUGAGAAAUUGAAGAAAGAAUCGAAAUAUACUCUUGACAAAGUAGUCAUUGGUGAAAGUGAUCUGCGGCGUGGACAAACUGAUUUGAGAUCUACCGGGAAGCAGAUCCAAUCUCUCAUAGGUUCCAUAUACAAGGCAGAAUCCACAGCUGCAGGUCUGAUGGAUAGACUAAGAACCAUUCCAACCAGGCAAUCUCUUGAGCUGCGAGCGGAGGUGGCUUCCAUGGCCUCGGGUUUGAAGAACCGGAGAUGUGCCUUGCAGGAAAGAAUCAACAAAAUAUCUGAAUAUGGUGUCCGUGUCUGAACUGCACCGUCUAUACACUUCCCCCUAAGGUCGUUUCAUACAAUAAACUGUGAAUCCACCGUGAGAGGUGUGUUUGUUGAUCGGACAAGUUCCGUCUCCAAGAUUCUAACCUUUUUUUUCUUGUCAGCAUUUUAAAUGCUAGGACAGACAAGAUCACCCAUCAGAACCAUGAAAUGUUACUGUCAGUGUACUGUUGAGCAUUUCUUUUUUGUGACCUUGUGGGAAAGCUUUGGAUACUCCCCAUUUAUAUGCAAUUGCAAGGAAAACUAUCUUCCA
Panicum virgatum (switchgrass) is the source of this 1104-nucleotide messenger RNA. RefSeq names its product RGS1-HXK1-interacting protein 1. NCBI's taxonomy places the organism in Eukaryota, Viridiplantae, Streptophyta, Magnoliopsida, Poales, Poaceae. The transcript is spliced from 9 exons. The coding region runs from base 112 to 828 and encodes 238 amino acids. The record is from RefSeq and is a predicted model, not a curated record.